CUGCGUCGCCGCGCUGUGUCUCGGACUUCGGCGUCUCCGGCCCGGCCCCUCCGCUCUCCGCGUCCUUCCAUUCCUUUCUGCGUGUCCGGGCGCCCGCUAGGAUCUGAGCCACUUCGAGGAGGGAGCGUCUGAGCCUCCGCGAGAAAAUUCGGCAAAGAUGUCUGAAUAUAUUCGGGUAACAGAAGAUGAGAACGACGAGCCCAUUGAGAUACCAUCAGAAGACGAUGGCACAGUGUUGUUGUCCACAGUUACAGCCCAGUUUCCAGGGGCAUGCGGCCUGCGCUACCGGAAUCCCGUGUCUCAGUGUAUGCGGGGUGUUCGGCUGGUGGAAGGAAUCCUGCAUGCCCCGGAUGCCGGCUGGGGAAAUCUGGUGUAUGUUGUCAACUAUCCGAAAGAUAACAAAAGAAAAAUGGACGAGACAGAUGCUUCCUCAGCAGUGAAGGUGAAAAGAGCAGUCCAGAAAACAUCUGAUCUAAUAGUGUUGGGUCUCCCCUGGAAAACAACAGAACAAGAUCUUAAAGAUUAUUUCAGCACUUUUGGAGAGGUUCUUAUGGUUCAGGUCAAGAAAGAUCUUAAAACUGGUCACUCAAAAGGGUUUGGCUUUGUUCGGUUUACGGAAUAUGAAACCCAAGUGAAAGUAAUGUCACAACGACAUAUGAUAGAUGGACGAUGGUGUGACUGUAAACUUCCCAAUUCUAAGCAAAGCCCAGAUGAACCUUUGAGAAGCAGAAAGGUGUUUGUUGGGCGUUGUACAGAGGAUAUGACUGCUGAAGAGCUUCAACAAUUCUUCUGUCAGUAUGGAGAAGUAGUAGAUGUCUUCAUUCCCAAACCGUUCAGGGCUUUUGCCUUUGUUACCUUUGCAGAUGAUAAGGUUGCCCAGUCUCUUUGUGGAGAGGAUUUGAUCAUUAAAGGAAUCAGCGUGCAUAUAUCCAAUGCUGAACCUAAGCAUAAUAGCAAUAGACAGUUAGAAAGAAGUGGAAGAUUUGGUGGUAAUCCAGGUGGCUUUGGGAAUCAGGGUGGGUUUGGUAACAGUAGAGGGGGUGGAGCUGGCUUGGGAAAUAACCAGGGUGGCAAUAUGGGUGGAGGAAUGAACUUCGGAGCUUUUAGCAUUAAUCCAGCGAUGAUGGCUGCAGCUCAGGCAGCAUUGCAGAGCAGUUGGGGUAUGAUGGGCAUGUUAGCCAGCCAACAGAACCAGUCAGGUCCAUCUGGUAAUAACCAAAGCCAGGGCAGCAUGCAAAGGGAGCCAAAUCAGACAUUUGGUUCGGGGAAUAAUUCCUAUAGUGGUUCUAAUUCUGGCGCCCCUCUUGGUUGGGGGUCAGCAUCAAAUGCAGGGUCAGGCAGUGGUUUUAAUGGCGGCUUUGGCUCAAGCAUGGAUUCUAAAUCCUCUGGCUGGGGAAUGUAGGAGGUGCGGGGGGAGGGGUGGUCGGUUGGUAGGUAGGUAGGUAUAGAAUGGUGGGAUUCAAAUUUUUCUAAACUCAUGGUAAGUAUAUUGUAAAAUACAUAUGUACUAAAAAAUUUUCAGAUUGGUUUGUUCAGUGUGGAGUAUAUUCAGCAGUAUUUUUGACAUUUUUCUUUAGAAAAAGAGGAAAAGCUAAAUGAAUUUUAUAAGUUUUGUUAUAUAAAGGGUUAAAAUACUGAGUGGGUGAAAGUGAACUGCUGUUUGCCUAAUUGGUAAACCAACACUACAAUUGAUCUCAGAAGGUUUCUCUGUAAUAUUCUGUCAUUGGACUUGUUAAAUGGAUUCUUUGCAUGUUCAGAAUAGAAACCAUUGAUUAGAACUACAUUCUUUUCUCAUUUUAAUUUGAAUCCCACCCUAUGAAUUUUUUCCUUAGGAAUAUCUCCAUUUGGGAGAUCAUGAUGUCAUGGUGUUUGGUUCUUUUGGUUUGUUUUUAACACUUGUCUUCCUUCAUAUACGAAAGUACAAUAUGAAGCCUUCAUUUAAUCUCUGCAGUUCAUCUCAUUUCAAAUGUUUAUGGAAGAAGCACUUCAUUGAAAGUAGUGCUGUAAAUAUUCUGCCAUAGGAAUACUUCUGUCUACAUGCUUUCUCAUCCAAGAAUUCGUCAUCACGCUGCACAGGCUGCGUCUUUGACGGUGGGUGUUCCAUUUUUAUCCGCUACUCUUUAUUUCAUGGAGUCGUAUCAACGCUAUGAACGCAAGGCUGUGAUAUGGAACCAGAAGGCUGUUUGAACUUUUGAAACCUUGUGUGGGAUUGAUGGUGGUGCCGAGGCAUGAAAGGCUAGUAUGAGCGAGGAAAGGAGAGAGCGCGUGCAGAGACUUGGUGGUGCAAAAUGGAUAUUUUUUAACUUGGAGAGAUGUGUCACUCAAUCCUGUGGCUUUGGUGAGAGAGUGUGCAGAGAGCAAUGAUAGCAAAUAAACGUACGAAUGUUUCGCAUCAAAGGACAUCCACAUCUGUUGGAAGACUUUGAGUUUUGUUCUUAGAAAACCCACUUUAGUUGAAUGUGUUCAGUGAAAUAUUUGUACUUCCCUCCCCUCUGUCAACUGCUGUGAAUGCUGUAUGUGUGUUCUCCUCUGCUACUGAGCUGGAAGUGUGGGCACGUGAACUGAAGCUGAUGGGCUGCGAACAUGGACUGAGCUUGUGGUGUGCUUUGCAGGAGAACUUGGAAGCAGAGUUCACCAGUGAGCUCAGGUGUCUCAAAGAGGGUGGACGUUCUCAUGUCUGUUAGCUAACAUAAGAAUGCUGUUUGCUGCAGUUCUGUGUCCUGUGCUUGGAUGCUUUUUAUAAGAGUUGUCAUUGUUGGAAAUUCUUAAAUAAAACUGAUUUAAAUAAUAUGUGUCUUUGUUUUGCAGCCCUGAAUGCAAAGAAUUCAUAGCAGUUAAUUCCCCUUUUUGACCCUUUUGAGAUGGAACUUUCAUAAAGUUUCUUGGCAGUAGUUUAUUUUGCUUCAAAUAAACUUAUUUGAAAAGUUGUCUCAAGUCAAAUGGAUUCAUCACCUGUCAUGCAUUGACACCUGAUACCCAGACUUAAUUGCUAUUUGUUCUUGCAUUGUCCAAAGUGAAAGUUUUUCCAUGGGUUAUUCUGUUUUUAAUCUAGUUUUUCAUAAGUCUGGGUGACAGAACCUAAAGUGGUAAGCAGUUACCCUCCAGUUUGUUCUGAGUGCCUCUGUGCAUUUGAAUGAUUUUUCUAUUGACAUGGCUGUAUAAGUCUCCGUUGGGAACUCAUGCCUUCUAAAAAUACUAUUUGGGAGGGGGCAAAACAGUUGUUUCCAAAUGCUUUGUAGCAGAGCAUAUCAAUGGGAAAGAAGGGAUGAUAAACAUCAUUCUGGGGGAUUUGAAAAGUGGAAUUAAUUGCAAUAGGGAUGAAGUAGAAGAAACCAUGUGCCUGAAAUCCAUUCAGAAGCCUGAUAGCUUUAAGAACUAGUAGGGUGGGUUGUCUAUCUGUGGCAGUCUUUAAGUGAAGUGGGCUUGUCCCCUCUGGGGUGUAGGGCCAUGAAGUGACAGUGCUCACAAAAUCAGAUUAGACUCCCACAAUGCAUUGUUAAGAAUGUAAAAGCAAUAAUACUUUGAUUGUUGUACUUUCCUGUAACUACUGAGAACUGGGGAACUCCUUUUCUAGCUGGAAAGAUGUGACCAUUUUUGUUGGUAGUUUCCCCACUGCCCUUACCUAAAUAGAUGAUGAUAAAUAGGCUUGUCAUUUUGCAAGUUGCGUGUUUUGAAAUUUUAUAUCCUCUAGACUUGUGAACACAGUGUUUCAUUAAGUAUCCUCUGUAAAAGGAUCUUGAGUUACUGUAAAUUUUUUUCUCUGCAUCUAAAUUUGCAUGAUUUCCAAACCCUGUACAUCUGAAUUUUGCAUUUUAGCACUUGCACUAUUACUCAGCAGCAGUAACAUGGUAACAUUAAAAUGGUUUUCGGGGACCUCCAAAGACUAAACUGGCAAGCCGUCCAGGAGUCCUGGGGUAAGUUACUUGUUGAUGGCAUGGUUUUGAUCCCUUGUUUGCACCUGUUAAAGAGUUACUGGUCAUCUAGAAGGCUUUCAAUGUUGAGUAGCCUUUUAAUGUUUAUUGGUAUGAUGUAGCUGUAGAUAGUUAUUUGCCCUACAUGAAGUUUUAGAAAUAAACUACUUGGCAAAAAAUUUGGUUUUGAAAAUCUAUUUGGUUAUCAAAAUGCAUUCAUUCUUAAAAAACAAUCUUUGAACCGCAGUUGAAUAAAAAGUUUUCUUGCCACCAACAGUUUAGUGUCUGGAGUCUUACUGGAAAAAACAAAACAUUUUUCAUGACAAAAAUGCCAGAAAGUUUUAACAGUGACUUCUCAGGGAAGGUGCUUAGCAUUUUCAUCCAUUAAAAAUGUGAGUCUCCAGCUGGGUGGUGGCACAUGCCUUUAAUCCCAGAAGUUGAGGCAUACACAUCUGAGUUGCAGGCCAGCUGUUGCUCCAUAGUGUUACUGUCUCAGAACUUGUUGGAAGAGCCAAGUACAAUCAAAUGUGACAUUUUAAGAUUAAGGUAGCAUCUUAGCAGGAGAGUAGCAGUUGCUUUGUGAGUUACCAUCGUUUCUGUUACAUAAGAGAAUAAGUUCACUGUGUACAGUUUACUGCUGGUGUGCUAUCUGUGAUCUGUUUGGGUCACCUAUGCCCAAGUCAUGCUCACUUAAGAACAGUCCAGGUAUCGUGGCAUACACUUUAAUACCCAGCACUUAUGAGGCUGAAGCAGAAUGGUAAAUUUGAGGUCAGCCUGGGCUGUCUCAAAAGGGGGUUACGGUGGGGCAGGAUUCAAAAUGUUAUCUUAGUUUGCUUACCAAGUUUGCAUACCCAAAGUCCAGGUUUGAUUGUCAGCACCAGAUAAAGUGAGGUGUGGUGGCAUACACCUUUAAUCCCUAAGCAUUUGGCUGGUAGGAGCAAAAGAAAGAGGUUACAGAGUUCUAAGGCCAGCCUAUAACAUGAAACCAUUGAUUAUGAAAACAGCAAGCCUUUAGUUGUUCAGAAAUGGGAACAGCCAAUAGAUUGUAGAGAAUUGAACACAACUUGACAUGGUAGGUUUGUGUGCAGAGUUGGUUACAAAUAAACAUUGUAUUGAACACCAUGAAUCAACAAAGUUGACAUUGGCAAGUGCCUGUAACAGUUUAAUCUAGUUUAGGGUGGGCCAUUGAUGAUGCUUGGGUUCUGUUACUGCUAAGAG
This is a messenger RNA of Chionomys nivalis (European snow vole), 5129 nucleotides long. It is a transcript of the gene Tardbp, whose product is annotated as TAR DNA binding protein. Gene Ontology annotation, biological process: regulation of gene expression. The coding region runs from base 158 to 1402 and encodes 414 amino acids. Gene Ontology annotation, cellular component: nucleoplasm. Lineage: Eukaryota; Metazoa; Chordata; Mammalia; Rodentia; Cricetidae. The record is from RefSeq and is a predicted model, not a curated record. The transcript is spliced from 6 exons. Gene Ontology annotation, molecular function: RNA binding.